CUGCAACCCUGUUUAUCAUAUGAUCCAAUAAAUCAACCUGAAAAAAAAUUUCAACUUAUUAGGGAUUUCCAGCUCCAUAAUUCUCCUCAAACACCCAAAUGUCAAGCCCUCAUGUCACUGAUCUCCCCAAAUUUUUGCAAGAAGAGGGACUGACCCAAGAGUGCAAAACCCUCCUCUCCUCUCUCCCUAGAAACAAAGGAUGGAUUGUUAAUCUCUUCCAGUACCAAGGCUUCUGGUACACAUCAAGGCAACUCCAGGGAGUUCUCACUUGCCAACAUCACUUCCAAGCUAACUCAGACGAUCUCCUUCUCAUCACCACUCCCAAAUCCGGCACCACUUGGCUUAAGGCCAUCACCUUCGCCGUCAUCAAUCGCAAUCGUUACUCCUCAUCCGACCACCCACUUCUCACAACCAACCCACAUGAGCUUGUUCCUUUCUUAGAACUCAAGCUCUUUGUUGACAACCAAAUUCCUGACCUCACCUCCUUUGCGUCUCCCAGGCUUUUCUCCACACAUAUACCAUAUGUAUCCCUCCCUGAAUCUGUAAAGAAACAAGGUUGCAAAAUGGUUUUUCUCUGUAGAGACCCAAGAGAUAUGUUUAUCUCAAAUUGGCACUUCACAAACAAGCUGAGGCCCCAAACGAUGGGGACCCUUUUAUUGGAAGAGGCGUUUGAGAGUUUCUGUAAGGGUGUGUGUGUCUAUGGGCCCAUCUGGGAUCACAUCUUAGAGUACUGGAAACAAAGCCUGGAGAGACCUGAAAAGGUGUAUUUCUUGAAGUUUGAGGAGAUGAAGGCUGAGCCAAGUGUUCAGUUGAAAAGGUUGGCAGAGUUCUUUGGAUGUCCAAUUUCAGAGGAAGAGGAAAAAGAAGGGGUAGUAGAGGAGAUAUUGAAGCUGUGUAGUUUUGAUCAUUUGAGCAACCUGGAUGUGAACAAGACUGGGAAGUUGCCUUCUAGAGUAGAAAACAGCAUGUUCUUUAGGAAGGGUGAGGUGGGAGAUUGGGUGAAUCAUUUUACGCCUGAGAUGGUAAAGGAGUUUGAACGAAUCAUGGAGGUGAAGUUCCAUGGAUCUGGUUUACAGUUUUAGGUGUAUCUGAUUCAUCUUUAUUCAUUCAUAGUUCUUGCUUUUGUGUUGUAGAUCUUUGUUUGCAAGUGUGUUUGCCUUCUUGGGUGAGGUAGACCGGCAGAUUAGAUUAUUCUAUGUAAUAAGUGUACCAAUAAUUUUAAUCACAAAAAUUAGGUUGUUGUUGGUUUUAA
Molecule: messenger RNA, 1252 nt
Organism: Macadamia integrifolia
Lineage: Eukaryota; Viridiplantae; Streptophyta; Magnoliopsida; Proteales; Proteaceae
Product: cytosolic sulfotransferase 12-like
Exons: 1
Coding region: 99-1082 (327 amino acids)
Biological process (GO): sulfation
Cellular component (GO): cytoplasm
Molecular function (GO): sulfotransferase activity
Source: RefSeq, a predicted model, not a curated record